Molecule: messenger RNA, 678 nt
Organism: Acanthocheilonema viteae
Lineage: Eukaryota; Metazoa; Nematoda; Chromadorea; Rhabditida; Onchocercidae
Source: the annotation of a GenBank genome assembly
AUGACCAGGUUAUCACAAACAUUGAUGCAUAUCAGUCAAUUGAUUUGGAUUGUUGUAGAAGAUGCCGCACAUAUAUCAUUACCUGUAAAGCAAUUAUUGGAUCGUAGUAAUUUGCAGUAUUAUUAUUUGGCUGUGAAACGUCGACCUGAAGUGCCAGCACGUGGUUGGACCGGACGUGAUGCUGGAUUGAAUUUUGUUCGAAGACGAUUUGCAUCGAUGGGUAACAAUGCGGUGGUAUAUUUUGCUGAUGAUGACAACACUUAUGAUAUUCGCCUUUUCAAUAGAUACAUUCGAAAUGUUGAAAAAGUUGGUGUAUGGGCUGUUGGUUUGGUAGCAUACAAUACGGUCGAAGCACCGAAAGUUCUUAAUAAAAAAGUGGUCGGUUGGCAAACAAUUUAUGCACCAAAACGUAAAUGGGGUUUUGAUAUGGCUGGAUUUGCUGUAAAUCUUCAACUUCUUUUGCAACAUCCAAAAGCAGGAUGGAGGAGAAAGUGUCGCGAACAUUCACCAGAACCAUGUCUAAUGAAUAAUCUGAAUAUAAGCUGGGAUGACUUGACACCUUUUGGCGUGAAUUCGUGGCCACGUGAUAUUCUUGUCUGGCAUACCAAAACUACUGUUAACAUCAAAAGCACAAAUACUUACGGUUAUAAUACUGAAGUAAGCCCUCAAGCUCUAUAG